AUGAAGGAGGCCUUUGCCGCCCAUGACAGCUCGUUCCGGGAACGCGACGAUGACGGGCUUGCCAAGUUGCAAAGGAUCUUCGAAGGCGCAAAGAAGAAGUACCUAGAAAAAUCCACUGCAUAUGAUAAAAUCGGAUCCUUGAAGGCGCAACUACAAAGCGACUCAGAAAAGCCAAAAUUGGAGCAAAGUACACCCAAAGAUAAAAUUAGAAAUCUUGGGUUAGAAAAAGAAAAAGCGAACGAUACGCGCAAAGCGGAGAUCGACGGAGAAAUAACUACCAAAAAGGCUAUUAGGUUGGCCAUAUUGGAAGGGGUGGUAGGAGGGGAUCUCGAGAAGAAGCUCGGCAAUGUUUCUGUGCCAGCUCGAGGCCUGCCAUCAGCCAUCAUCGACAUUGAUAAGGAUCGUAACAUUAUCCACGCCGACGAGUCAGAGAUAAAAGCUCUUCCAGGUUCAGACCUGGGCAAGGACGAAGGUGUUGAUGUCUGGAGCAAGACUCAAUAUCACAAUCUAACUCUUAUAGUCGCAAUAAUGGGCCUCUCCCUGGAAUUAUUCCCAUCCCCAUUCCAAGCAGUAUCUCUGGUGGCGGUGGUUCAGGUGGUGGCUCCUACAGGGACUUUGAUAUGUCCUGACCUAGGGAUUCCCGUAUAUGAAGUGAGGCAGCUGUUAAUUACUGUCGUCUUAUAUUUUGACGAAGUAAAAGUGGUUGUAGUUGUCUACCUUGCCAGACCGCGUCGGCUCAGGGAUUAA
Trichoderma virens Gv29-8 is the source of this 747-nucleotide messenger RNA. RefSeq lists its product as uncharacterized. The coding region runs from base 1 to 747 and encodes 248 amino acids. Lineage: Eukaryota; Fungi; Ascomycota; Sordariomycetes; Hypocreales; Hypocreaceae. The transcript has 5 exons. The record is from RefSeq and is a predicted model, not a curated record.